AUGCUAGUACCACCGUGGCUCUGCCUUCAGCUUCUCGCGCUCUCCUCCAUGAUGACUAUACAGGCCAGCAAAUUCACCCCCGAGGUGCUUCUCUCGGCGCCGAGGCGGUCCUCCGCCGUGCCCAACCCCUCAGGCAACAAAGCCUUGUACACCGUGUCUUCCUACUCUUUCCAAACCCACAGCAAGACGAGCCAGAUUCGCGUCAUUGAUGUCCACAGCGGCCAUUCGACGCUGUUGUACGAGGAUGGCUCGUACAGCGAGCCGACGUGGAUCAGCGACAAGGACAUUCUCUUCUUCAAGAGCGGCGACAAGGGGUCCACGAGCUUGAUGCUCGGACACUCCGGCCUCCCACAAGUAGUCCAAGAGAUUCGCAACUUUGACGGCAGCCUAUCCAACCUCAAAGCCUACCGCAUUUCAGAUGAAGAGGUUGCCAUUGUCUGUUCCGCCCCGACGACUCUUUCCGGCGCCAUGUACCGCCCCUCGGCUGAGACCAAGGCUCUGUCUUCUGCCAAGGCAUACUCCACCUUGUACGCCCGUCACUGGGAUGCGUGGCAGACGGAGAACAGGAACUCUCUGUGGUACGGCCUGCUCAAGAAGAAGGGCAGCUCCUAUGAGCUUCAGGGGCCCGGCUUGGUCAAUGCUCUUAAUGGCACCAAGCUCGAAUGUCCCGUCCCGCCCUUCGGAGGCACGGCCGACUUUGACAUUGGCCGGUCUGGUCUCAUCUUCGUGUCGCGGGACCCCGACGUAUCACCUGCCAUCUACACCAAGACGAAUCUCUACUUCAUACCGCUCAAGACGUUCAUCGAGGAGAAGCCUGCUCCGCCUCAGGAGGUCAAGACGGGCAACCUCCAAGGCUACGCAGCUGCGCCCGUCUUCUCUCACGACGGCAAGCAAGUCGCCUUCACCAAGAUGAAGAGCAAGCAGUACGAGUCUGACAAGCCGCGUCUGCUCCUGAUCCCCGAUAUCACCGAACUCACCGGUGUACAGGAGUUCUACGUGACGAAGGACGAGGUUGGCGGCUGGGAUGCACGCCCUGAGUGGAUCACCUGGAGCAAAGACGAUAAGGAGCUUUACGUUGCGGCCGAGAAGCACGGGCGCGUCAGGCUGUGGAAGCUGCCGUCUUGCCCGGAAAAGGCCGUAGAAGAGCCCGAGUCUAUCUUUGAGAAGGGGUCCAUCAUCGAGGCCCGACUCCUUCCCGGCAGUGGUAAGCUCCUCGUCAGCUCCAACUCGCAAAUUGAGAGCUCGCUCUUCUCCGUGCUGGACCCGUCAAGCAAGAAGCUGGAUUACGUGUCCUCGAGCUCCAAGCACGGCAAGACAUUCGGCCUGUCGGAGAAGCAGCUGGAGAACUUCUGGUUCAAGGGUGCCGAGGGCUACGAUGUGCAGGCGCUUGUUGUCAAGCCGUCCGAUUUUGAUGAGAAGAAGAAGUACCCUCUGGCGUUCCUCAUCCACGGCGGACCACAGGGGGCGUGGAACGACAAUUGGAGCACGCGUUGGAAUCCGGCCAUAUUCGCCGAGCAGGGCUACAUUGCCGUCAUGCCCAACCCCGUGGGCAGCACGGGCUACGGGCAAAACCACACAGAUGCGAUCCAGAGCCAGUGGGGUGGUCUCCCCUAUGUAGAUCUGGUCAAGUGUUUUGAGCACAUUGAGAAGAAGCUCGAUUAUGUCGAUAUUGACCGGGCCGUGGCGCUGGGUGCUUCUUACGGCGGCUACAUGAUCAACUGGAUCCAGGGCAACGAGCUCGGACGCAAGUUCAAGGCGCUCGUGUGUCACGACGGUGUCUUUUCGACGCUCAACCAGUGGUCGACGGAGGAGCUCUUCUUCCCGCUGCACGACUUUGGGGGCCCGAUCUGGGAGAACCGGGCGACAUAUGAGAAGUGGGACCCGGCGACGAAGCUGGCCAACUGGUCGACGCCACAGCUGGUCAUCCACAAUGAGCUCGACUAUCGGCUGCCCAUCUCGGAGGGCCUCGCCAUGUUCAACGUGCUGCAGGCGCGGGGGGUGCCAAGCCGGUUCCUCAUGUUCCCCGACGAGAACCAUUGGGUUCUCAAACCGGAGAAUUCGUUGGUGUGGCAUAAGGAGGUUCUUGGUUGGAUCAACAAGUAUUCUGGUGUAAGCAAGUAA
Verticillium dahliae VdLs.17 is the source of this 2121-nucleotide messenger RNA. RefSeq names its product dipeptidyl-peptidase. The transcript has 5 exons. Gene Ontology annotation, biological process: proteolysis. The coding region runs from base 1 to 2121 and encodes 706 amino acids. The record is from RefSeq and is a predicted model, not a curated record. NCBI's taxonomy places the organism in Eukaryota, Fungi, Ascomycota, Sordariomycetes, Glomerellales, Plectosphaerellaceae. Gene Ontology annotation, molecular function: serine-type endopeptidase activity.